Molecule: messenger RNA, 775 nt
Organism: Quercus robur (English oak)
Lineage: Eukaryota; Viridiplantae; Streptophyta; Magnoliopsida; Fagales; Fagaceae
Product: 60S ribosomal protein L21-2
Exons: 2
Coding region: 74-568 (164 amino acids)
Biological process (GO): translation
Cellular component (GO): ribosome; cytosolic large ribosomal subunit
Molecular function (GO): structural constituent of ribosome
Source: RefSeq, a predicted model, not a curated record
UUUUGAGCCUCCGAGGGUAAAAGCCAACCAUCAAGGCCAUUACGAGAGAGAGAGAGAGAGAGAGUGUAGAGCAAUGCCGGCGGGUCACGGAGUAAGGUCGAGGACAAGGGAUCUGUUCGCACGACCCUUCAGAAAGAAGGGUUACAUCCCUUUAACUACGUAUCUGAGGACCUUCAAGAUCGGUGAUCAUGUUGAUGUCAAGGUAAACGGCGCCAUUCACAAGGGUAUGCCUCACAAGUUCUACCAUGGCCGCACUGGUCGUAUUUGGAACGUCACCAAACGUGCCAUUGGUGUUGAGAUCAACAAACAGGUUGGGAACAGGAUUAUUAGGAAGAGAAUUCAUGUCCGAGUGGAACAUGUUCAGCCAUCAAGGUGUAGGGAAGAGUUUGAACAGAGGAAAAUCCAGAAUGAUAAGCUGAAGGCAGAGGCAAAAGCUCGUGGCGAAACGAUUACUACAAAAAGACAACCUAAAGGACCUAAGCCUGGGUUUAUGGUGGAGGGUGCUACUCUAGAGACUGUUACUCCUAUUCCAUACGAUGUCGUCAAUGACCUUAAGGGUGGCUACUGAUUAUUUAUUGUAUUUUUGCAUUUUGUUUCAUUGUCUUUUGGAUUUUUGUUUCCAAUUAGUGUUUUUGUUUUUGAAUCCAAAGAGAACAUAGAUGUGUACCUCUCUUUUGGUGAUGAGUUUUAUGUGGUGAUUAUUACCACUUCAUUUGAGAUUUUGGACUCCAACUUUUAUUAGUCUUGAUGAUAAUUACUGUGGUGUUAGAUUCAA